GGACACGCAGAAGGUAGGCGGGGGGGCGCAUGCGAUAUAUAUAUAGGGGGCAAAGUGGGCGCCGCGGGGGUGACGGUUGACGGGGUGGCGGGCGAGGAUGGAGGGUUCUCGGGAUGAAGCGAGCGAACAGCUGCGCAACUGGCAGAACUCGAGGGCUGAUGUGCCUGUAGAUACUUUGACCACUGGAGCAGGCCAUCCUGUUGGAGACAAGUUAAAUGUCCUUACAGCAGGACCGAGAGGGCCACUACUUAUACAGGAUACAGUGUAUAUUGAUGAAAUAGCACACUUUGAUCGGGAAAGGAUCCCUGAGCGUGUUGUACAUGCAAAGGGAGCAGGUGCCUUUGGCUAUUUUGAGGUGACCCACGACAUCACAAGAUACUGCAAGGCCAAAGUAUUUCAGCAUAUAGGAAAAAGAACAUCUGUAUCUGUCCGCUUUUCAACUGUAGGGGGUGAAUCUGGUUCUGCAGACACUGUUCGUGACCCUCGAGGAUUUGCUUGCAAGUUUUACACCGAAGAAGGAAUUUGGGAUCUGACUGGUAACAACACACCCAUAUUCUUCAUCCGGGACCCUUUCUUGUUUCCAUCAUUCAUUCAUACCCAGAAGAGGAACCCCCAGACUUUCCUCAAGGAUGCAGAUAUGGUCUGGGACUUUUUCUCACUUCGCCCAGAGUCCCUUCAUCAGGUCAGUAUCCUGUAUAGUGACCGUGGAAUUCCUGAUGGCCAUCGUCAUAUGAAUGGAUAUGGGUCACACACUUUUAAGCUGGUCAAUGACAAGCAAGAGGCUGUAUACUGCAAGUUCCAUUUAAAGACAAACCAAGGCAUCAAAAAUCUUUCUGUUGAUGCAGCUAAAUGUUUGGCUUCUGAAGAUCCUGACUAUUCUAUUCGAGACCUCUACAAUGCCAUAGCUUCUGGAAAUUACCCAUCCUGGAAUCUGUAUAUCCAAGUCAUGAGCUUUCAAGAAGCAAGAGUGCAUCGAUGGAAUCCCUUUGACGUGACUAAGGUUUGGCCUCAUAAGGAGUUUCCAUUGAUCCCUGUGGGGCAGCUUGUCCUCAGCAAGAACCCUGUCAACUAUUUUGCAGAUGUGGAACAAAUAGCCUUUGAUCCCAGUAACAUGCCCCCAGGCAUUGAACCUAGUCCUGACAAGAUGCUUCAGGGCCGCUUGUUUUCUUACCCUGAUACUCAUAGGCACCGCCUGGGUGCUAACUAUCUUCAGCUGCCUGUGAACUGCCCAUUUAAGUGCCGUGUGACUAACUAUCAGAGGGAUGGACCAAUGUGCUCCACUGAUAACCAGGGUGGAGCCCCAAAUUAUUAUCCAAAUAGUUUUAGUGCUCCUGAAGUCCAGCCUCGGGCCAUUGAGCACUCCCUGGCUACAACAGGUGAUGUUGCUCGGUACAACAGCUCGGAUGAUGAUAACUUUUCCCAGGUCACUACGUUUUAUGUGAAUGUACUAAAUGCAGAUGAGCGCCGGAGACUCUGUGAGAACAUUGCAAGGCAUCUCAAGGAUGCUCAGGUUUUCAUUCAGAAGAGAAUGGUGGAUCUGUUAACCAGAGUGCAUGCUGACUAUGGUGCACAAGUCUCUUCAUUGUUGGAGAAGUACAAUAGUUCCUGUCCUCAGAAGCCGGUGAUCAAAACCUACACUCGUUAUUCUCCUGAUCGCACCAUUGCUUCUGAGAAGUCUAACCUGUGAUAAGUUGAAAAAGUGCAAUGUCACUUUCUGCAUUCUCAGUAUGUUUAUACUGUGAUUAUACUGAUUAACUCUCAAUUUCAAAUCUCAUUAUAAUUUUUUAAAACAAAUAUGCAAGAAAAAUCAGUCUGGCUGCUUGCAUUUGUAACCAAUCCUAUUAAGUUUCCCCUCCUUUACUGCUUUCUAAUUUUCCCUAUGUGCAUUUAAUUAAAUAUUUCUUGAUUUGGGCUAUGGUGAUGGUUUGAAAUUUCAUAACAAGCAGCCAUUAUUGAGCUGGCUCUUCUAUAGUUCAGCUAAAAGCAUGCAGUAAUUAUCGAAGAUUAUUCUCCUUGCCCUAAUAUUAGCACUUAUACUUUGUACAUGGUUAAGGUUUCUGCUAAAUAUAACUUCAAUGCAUUAGUUUCUGUGCCUUUGUUCUUGCAAUGCCAUACUGCAAGUAAUUAUGCUGCACAAAUGCAGCACUUUGAUUCAUUGGACUAAGCUGAUUUUAACAAUCUAGAAGGUGGGAUACUGGAUAAAGGAAGUUCAAAUUAAGUGCUUAAUAAUCAAACUUGCAAAUAUUAUCAUAAAUACUUCAAGCUGACUCUCAGCUGUUGAGAGUUGUUAUCAAGUCUCAAGUAAAUGAUUUCCUGCUGUUGGUGCUGUGUACAACACCCAUUCAUUUUACUCUAGUUUUUGAUGUAAUGUCAGCUUAACAUUGGCUUUAAUUUUCCUUUGGUUCUUCACGAUUCUCAUCUGAUAUUUCAAUUUCAUCCUUUGUGUUAAGUGUUCCAGACAAAAUUGAAUUGGAUUCCUUUUGACUUGCUCAUGUUUAAUUUCUAAUUAAAUUGAUUUAAUGCUGAA
Messenger RNA from Pristis pectinata (smalltooth sawfish), 2527 nucleotides. It is a transcript of the gene cat, whose product is annotated as catalase. The coding region runs from base 98 to 1687 and encodes 529 amino acids. Gene Ontology annotation, cellular component: peroxisome; mitochondrion; cytoplasm. Gene Ontology annotation, molecular function: catalase activity; heme binding. The record is from RefSeq and is a predicted model, not a curated record. Gene Ontology annotation, biological process: response to hydrogen peroxide; hydrogen peroxide catabolic process. The transcript is spliced from 13 exons. Lineage: Eukaryota; Metazoa; Chordata; Chondrichthyes; Rhinopristiformes; Pristidae.